Molecule: messenger RNA, 6205 nt
Organism: Pecten maximus
Lineage: Eukaryota; Metazoa; Mollusca; Bivalvia; Pectinida; Pectinidae
Product: complement C3-like
Cellular component (GO): extracellular region
Molecular function (GO): endopeptidase inhibitor activity
Source: RefSeq, a predicted model, not a curated record
ACGGCUGGGAGUGAAAAUCUACACUUUCAUUUUCUAAGUCUGUGUAUGAUGUAUAUACUGCUGGGAGUUUAAGAUCUGAUGGUACAGUUCGGGAUGGUGAAAUCGACAUGCAGACAAACAAAAAUCUGUGAUCGCUGUGUCGACCCUAAUUGCAAUUAAGAUGUGGUUCCUUUAAGUGCAGUAAACAGUGAGGAGCAGUUGAGUUCGUGUCCGUGGGAUUAUUUACGCAAACUGAUUACUGAGUGUCGGGGAGUAUGGUCGACCACACCGUGUCAUAAGGAAAUCGUGUUUAUUUCAGAGUUUGGGAAUAUUGCGCCGUACACUUUAGAAAGACCAAAAUAUAUCUCUGGUGUUACAAGAGAAAAUCAUAGCCAGCCACCACGCUAUUUGUUUAUGUGAUCAGUGGAAUAUUUUUUCUUGCUAUAAAGAUUUUAUGAAUGUGUGAUAUCAGAAAAAAAUAUUUGGGAUAUAAAACUUGUGAUUUCAGAGGAUAUCUUCCGAGUUUAAGAUUUGUGAUGAAGUGAUAUCCAGGAAUAUUAUUAAUUAAAUUACCAGAUAGAUCUGUACAAUUAGUGUUUGUAGUGUAAUUGUUGUGAAUAUACACGUGAAUAUACACAGAUCGACUGCACUUGUAAUCCUCAGGAUAACAAUGGAGUUAUUUCUGCUGAACGUUGUGUUCACACUUUUCGGACUAGGAGUGGCCGAACCUGUGUAUUUCAUCACCAGUCCCAGUGUUCUACGUUUCAAUUCCAUAGAGACGGUGGCGGUAAAUGUGUUCGGUAUCAGUGACGUCACGGUUCAGAUCUAUCUGCAUGACUACCCAAAUAGAACGCGCAUUUUCUCACAAACUUCUGUUAUAGCAUCACAAGGACAUACGGCAAAAGCGCGUGUGCACGUGAGGCCGUCCGAUCUGCCGGACGAGGAGGAUAUCCCCGACAUACAGAGUUAUGUGUAUCUCGUAGCACGCUCGGACGAUCCGCGUCUGUCUUUUGUGAACGAAACCAUGAUAUUAAUGGAACGGAACACUGGAUUUGUGUUUGUACAGACGGACAAACCCAUCUAUACCCCUCACCAAGAAGUAAAAAUACGGGUUAUUACAUUAGACGAGGAAAGGAAACCAACAGCCUCACCAGUUACAGUUGACGUUAAGAAUCCACAAGGUGUCGUUCUCCAGCGAUGGACUGACUCCUACCAAGGUCGGUUUAUCUUGAAGAAGUUCCAACUGCCAUCAAUUCCGUACUACGGCAAAAACUGGACAAUCACAGCUCGCUAUCAUGACGGGGUAGACACAAGCCACAGUGUAAAUUUUGAAGUAAGAGAAUACAUAUUGCCACGCUUUGACGUUGACGUGGAUGUACAGGAUUUAGAGAUCAUUCUGCCAUCUACUGAUUGGAUCAACGUCACUGUAUCUUCCAAAUACGUAUACGGGAAGCCAGUGCUUGGGGGCGUGACCUUGACUUUCGGACUUGUGGCGGCUGGACAACACGAAACCUGUUCGAGGACGUUUAACAAACUUCUUGUAGAUGGACGGACAGACUUUGCUGUAAGUAUGGAAGAACUUAAAGAGAGCCUUGAAAGCUAUUGGUUCCCCGACGGUGCCCGGAUGUUAAUAGAGGCUGGGGUAACCGAUUUAUCCUCAGGCCGGAAGGAGACUGCUUACCACAGGAACAUAGUUUUCUCCUACUUCCGGUAUAUAGUUUCUGUAGAAAAAUCACAGAAGUACUUCAAACCAGGCCUUCUGUACAGAUUACAUGUGGAAACGUUCUGGGCUAACGGUAAACAGGAUGAGGCCCCGAACGUGGACAUUGCUGUACAGAUAACUCGCUAUAAUGACGCAGGCGUGCUUCACUCACUAAAUCGGACGGAGAGGACGGACGAGGAUGGCACAUUCCAGUAUCUCGUCAUCAUGGGUCAUACCGAGACACGUAUGGUCAUCAAGGUGAAGGCACUGGACCCGGAUGUGGACGAGGAUGAACAGGACGAGUCCAUAUUGGAGGUCUUACCGCUGUACUCGCCUUCAGAAAGCUACCUCUCAAUUUGGACUAACUUGCAUGAAACUGAACUGAUGGUGGAUACGAUAUCUAGUGGAAACAAUAACAGAUCCUUGUCGUAUUUGCUGAUGUCUGGAGGCCGGAUUUUAGAUGCAGAACAAUCUCACGAGAUCUUCCAUCGCCCUGUCACGGGCAAGAUGUCGCCAGGGAUCCGAGUCCUUGUUUUCUACACAGUCACCGAAACAGCACAAACAGAAAUCGUUGCCGACUCCACGUGGAUAGAUGUCAAGAACAUGUGUGAAAAGGAGUUGGGCUUAUCCAAGGAAAGGGGAAGAUUGGAGCCUGGAGAUGGAGAGGGAUUAACUUUGCAGGUUAGCGGGGCGCCAUCUAGUCUGGUUGGCUUCCUGGCCGUGGACAGGGCAGUCUAUCUCCUUAACAACAAGAACGUGCUCAGAAGACAUACGAUGUUUAAGCGGUUUGCGUCCCAUGACAUAGGAUGCGGCUUCGGAGGUGGACUGACACCAGCCGAGGUGUUUGAGGAUUCUGGUUUGGCAGUUAUCACCAAUGCUGAUCUUGAAACAGCACCCAAGGAGAAAACUGGGUGUGGUGGUAAAAAGCGCGGGAAACGUUCCUUAGAUGAGUAUGAAACCCUACAUACGCACCCCUGCUGUGUGGCUGGGGACAUGUUCGGGAGGGAUGGAGUGACUGAGCUUGAUUGUUACACAGAAGGCAAGGCCGUUUAUCUAGCCACCAACAACACUAGCUGUUCAAAGAUAUUCUUCAAAUGCUGUAACAUCUACAGACCGAUGGAGAUAACGGACAUGUACGAAUUUGGACGUGUUGCGCGUCGGGGAACCAUCAAGUACACGUUUCGCGAUGUUGUUGUUGACCUUGAAAACGCACAAGUAAGGUCAUACUUCCCUGAGUCGUGGAUGUUUGAGGAGGAUGAUUAUCUGGAUGAGAACGGACGCCUGGAGAAGAACUUUGCUGUGCCGGACUCAAUCACAACCCACAUCAUACAAGCUCUAACAUUAUCUGAGGAUUACGGCAUGUGCAUCUCCAAGCCAGAGCGCGUGCAGGUAUUCCGCACGUUCUUUGUGGAUCUCGAGUUUCCAUACAGUAUUGUCCGUUUGGAACAGGCCGAAGUUAGAGCGACAAUCUACAAUUACUCUCCCGAUAUGCUACCUUGUUUUGUGUACAUUGUCACGCCUGACGAGUUAUGUACUCCACGGUCCGAUAAUAGCUAUAUAAAGGUGGAAGUUCAUCCUAACAGCCCGGAGCCAAUCAAAUUCCCGAUAGUGCCACUUCAGGCUGGGGAGUUCGAGUUUGAGGUCAGGGUGUAUUCCAUCAACGGCACGAAUGAUGUUGUACGGAAAACGGUUUAUGUUAUCAAUGAAGGAAGAGAGGAAAUGAAAACCGUGUCGUUUUGGCUGGACCCUCAAGCACACAGGGACAGAGUGGGCAGUACAGGAGAUCUGACUGUCAACAUUAUGUACCCUUCGCCAUUCCUCGAGAUUCAAGAAGCCACCGUGGAUCUGACACUUCCAGAGAAGGCCAUUCCAGGGACCGGCAUGUGCAAGGUGUCAGCCAUGGGAAAUAUCAUGGAUGCGACGGUGCCUGUUGUUCUAGAAGGAGCGAAUGUUCUACUAGACAGAGUCCCCCACGGAUGUGGUGAACAGACUAUGAUACUCUUGGCUCCUGUUGUAUACACCAUGAGAUAUCUGCAGAGGACAGAGCAACUCACUAAAGCACUGGAGGACAGAGGCCGGAGUAGGCUCAGGCUAGGUUACCAACGGGAGAUGACGUUUAGAAAAAUUGAUGGGUCGUUUGCUGUUUGGGCACACAGGCCGUCCAGCACAUGGCUUACAGCAUUCGUGGUGAAGGUGCUAAGCGAGGCCACCGAGUUUAUUGACAUAGACUCGGAGGUGAUAUGUGCGGGCAUGCGUUGGCUAUUUAGACAUCAGCGAGGAGAUGGUGCCUUUAUGGAAAUUUUCCCUCUCUUUCACAAAGAAAUGAUGGGUGGCAUGAAUGGUGAGGUGUCGAUGACGGCAUAUGUGUUAAUAACGCUAAUGGAGGCUCGCUGCAGACCAAUCGAUACGGAGCAGAACAUCGUACUUGCUCUUCAAUACCUUGAGUCACAUCUAGACUUUAUUGACCAGACGUAUCCUCUAGUCCUAACAACCUAUGCGCUAGUCCUUGGAAACAGUCCAAGAAAAAUGGACGCCAUCCACUAUCUCAAAACGCUCUCCGUCGAGGUCAACAUUGUGGAUGGUGGUCAAGGCUUAAGGUACUGGUCUGUGAUAGACUUUAUAGGGGAGGUCCCGCCCUGGAUGUCACAUAACCCGUCCGCCAUUGAUGUGGAGAUAACGGCCUACGCGGUCCUGUCACUCCUGGGUGUAAAUGACGUCGGUUACGUCCAUAACGUCGUCGAAUGGCUUCUUACACAGAAAACUUCAACCGGGGCCUUCAAAUCUACACAGGAUACAGUAGUUGGACUACAAGCUCUAUCCGAGUACAAUGUUAGAUCGUACGAUCUAAAAAUAGACCUCCACACCAAGAUCAAAGUUUCAACCAACGACGCAAUCGAACACGACAUCGUUCUCUCCGAUGAUGACGUCACCGUCCAAAAAGCUGUACAUGACAUCCCUGUUGAGGGCAAGCUGAAAGUGACUACUGAGGGGACAGGGGUUGGUCGAAUGGAGGUUGAAGUUCGGUAUAAUGUCAACACGACAGAGGACGAGAGAUGCAAAUUCACAAUUGAUGUUUAUGACUCGGAGGUGGAAUUCAACUACUUCCAAAGCAAGGGACUCGCCACAGACAUGAAUUGUGAUGCCUGCGGGCACUGUGAACAGGAAUAUGAUGAAGACUUUGAGGAUGUCCUAGACAAAUAUAACAAGGUUGACUUGGAUCCCAGGAUAGGCGUUGACCAUCAGAGGCAGAGCUCCAGAACGAAAAGGUCCCCGGAUGUCAUGAGAAUGCACGGAGCUAGUAAAGAGCAGACCUGUUUGGAGAUCUGUGUGAGCUAUACCGGCUAUGAGGUGCUGGACAUGCCCGUAGUAGACAUUGGAUUGCCGACUGGGUAUAAUGUCGAGAGAGGAGAUCUGGAAAUGCUGAGAGAGAAGGGGAUUGUUGACAGCUACGAGUUAUCCAAAAGAUCAGUGAUGUUUUAUCUCGAUCAGAUUCCUGCCACUGAUGAAACAUGUUUUAAAUUUAGAGUAGUUCGCGAGUUUGAGGUUGAAAAUUUACAAGCUGCGAAAAUCGAAGUUUAUGAUUAUUAUAAAACAGAGGAAAGAUGCACUAAGUUCUACAGUCUGAAGUAUGAUGUUGCUAACUUGGAUAUUUUCUGUAGUACCAGUAAACGAGAAAACUGCCAUUGUGUAGAAGGGAAAUGUGCUGAGAGCUGGGAUACCAAGAUACGCUAUGGCCGUGUGUCCAAGGUGAUAUCUGCAUUCUACCGUAAAAUAUGCUUCGAGUUUGAUUUCGCACUCCGCAUAGAAGUGUCUAAUAUAGUUCAAAAAGGAAACCACAUGGUCAUUUCAGCUGUGAUCAAAGCUGUCACAAAAGCAGGUGCCGAAGAUUUAGCUGUGAAUGAUGAGAUUGAAUUCUGGAUGAACAUCCGCUGUAAAAUGUUACUGGAAAUCGACCAUAACUAUAUCAUAUAUGGCAUGGAUGGGAUUCCAUAUAUAGACCAGUACGGAGCAAAUCGGUACAGAUAUUUCCUGCAGGGAAACACGGUUAUACUAAAGGACUACACGCUCAGAAGAUAUAGCACUAAUACCAAACUGGAACAGUGGAAACGAAGCUUCCGUCGGAUGGAGAAUUACAUACAUCGCUGGGGCUGCUAAGGGAGAUAACUCCCAAUUCAACUGUAUAUAAGAAAGGGAGAUAACUACAAUGUAAAAGAUUAAUGAUAUUCCCAAUAUGACUACUAAACUUGUAAAAUGUGUGACGGGAAUGGUUUUGUGUUUGGUCGUUCGAUUAAAGUGACGUCUGAUGUCGGAAUAUCAUGUCGAUGUAUUGACAAGGCGUGGUAUAAGACAACUGAAAUAUGUACUAUGAUGUGCCAUUGUGAUUUGGAAUAAUUUGAUGUUGAAUAAAUUGGAAUAAAAUAUAAUAAAUGUAUUUUCAAUUUAGCAUUGAAGAUGAAAGAAGUAGAUAUUAAGUUUUAUAGUAUGUUUUUAUCUGUUGAAUAAUAAAUGUAAUCCUGAGUAAUA